Molecule: messenger RNA, 2446 nt
Organism: Linepithema humile (Argentine ant)
Lineage: Eukaryota; Metazoa; Arthropoda; Insecta; Hymenoptera; Formicidae
Source: RefSeq, a predicted model, not a curated record
UAUCACUUUGAAAGGUCAUGGGUAACUGAUAACGUUUAUCUGCAUAGUUAAGAAAACAUUUUCUUCAGUGGAAAUGAGCUAGAGGAAGUGGAAUGAGUGAAGGAAGUAAGCUAGAUAGCAUCAGAUAACAGUUAUUUUUAUUAAAUUGUAUACGUUAUACAUUAAUCAGAUUGAAUACACAAAUUAUGUUUCAUUUUGGAAAGUUGACCCUUUACAAGAGUCAGUUAACCUCGUAUGCUCGACAUUCACAUCAGUUAGCACUGCAAAACAACAGGAUUAGCAAGAUUCUGAUAGCAAACAGAGGGGAGAUAGCAUGUCGUAUAGUGAAAACUGCCAAGAAGCUUGGUGUGAAGACUGUGGCUGUCUACAGCGAGGCAGACAGGAAUUCUAUGCACGUGGAGCAAGCUGAUGAAGCUCAUUACAUUGGCCCUGCUCAAUCUAGUCAGAGUUACUUACGACAGGACAAAAUUAUAUCUGUUGCCAAACAAGCAAAGUGUGAAGCUAUACAUCCAGGAUAUGGAUUUCUUUCAGAAAAUACAGAAUUUGCAGAGCUAUGCCAGAAGGAGAAUAUCAUAUUUAUUGGCCCACCUGCCAAUGCCAUUCGAGAUAUGGGUAUAAAGAACACUUCCAAAGCUAUUAUGACAAAAGCUGGAGUGCCUAUCAUAGAAGGAUAUCAUGGGGAGGAUCAGACAAAUGAAACACUGUUAGCAGAAGCCAAAAAGAUUGGAUUUCCAUUGAUGAUUAAAGCUGUGCGUGGUGGUGGUGGGAAAGGUAUGAGAAUUGCUCCAAAGGAAUCGGAUUUUGCCGAAGCACUGGAAUCAGCAAGAACGGAGUCUGAGAAAGCAUUUGGAGAUUCAGCAGUGCUUUUAGAAAAAUAUGUUGUUGAACCCAGGCAUGUGGAAGUGCAAGUUUUUGCCGAUAAACAUGGAAAUGCUGUUUAUCUGUUUGAAAGAGACUGUUCUGUACAAAGGAGACAUCAAAAAGUGAUUGAAGAAGCGCCUGCUCCUGGUAUUUCCCAGAAACUCAGGCAGGAAUUGGGAGAAGCUGCUGUGCGUGCCGCUAAAGCUGUAGGAUACGUGGGUGCUGGAACGGUUGAAUUUAUAAUGGAUCGGCACAAUCAUAGUUUCUAUUUUAUGGAGAUGAAUACGCGACUUCAAGUAGAGCAUCCAGUCACAGAAGCAAUCACUGGUUUGGAUCUGGUUGAAUGGCAAUUGCGAGUGGCAAGCGGCGAAGAACUUCCACUGAAACAAGAGCAGAUUGUUCUUAAUGGCCAUGCAUUUGAAGCGAGAAUUUAUGCUGAGAAUCCAAGGAAUGGUUUCCUACCAGGAGCUGGUCAACUUUCAUACUUAAGACCUCCUCAAGUAACGGACAAUGUCAGAGUUGAAACCGGGGUACGACAGAAUGAUGAAGUGUCCGUGCACUACGAUCCAAUGAUAGCGAAAUUAGUAGUGUGGGGAAAAGAUAGGAAUGAAGCUCUCAGUGUUCUUAGAUCAAAACUUAAUGAAUAUAAUAUAGCUGGUCUGGAUACUAAUAUAGAAUUCAUCAAAGAUAUUUGUGCUAAUCCCAAAUUUCAAAAUGGAGAAGUACAUACAGGUUUCAUCGAGGAGAAUUUUGAGCAGCUGUUUCCUAAGUUGCAUAUAUCUAACGAAGUAUUAAUUCAAGGUGCUCUUGCCUCGAUACUGUAUGAAGAUAUAGAUUCACUAAGCACAUCUUUAGAAACAAAGAAUCCCUUCAGUCCAUUUGCCGUGGAGAUUGGAUUUAGAUUAAAUCAUGUGUUAAAGCAUACAUUUCAGUUCAAUAUUGAAAACGAGAACAAUAUAGUGGAAGUAAAGUACACAGAGCCGGAUGUAUAUUUAAUGAGAGUUAACAGAUUGGGUCCUUGGAGAAAAGUAAUUGGUACUUUAAAGAGAACAGAUGGUGUCUCAGAGCUCGUUACAGAUAUUGAUGGAAUCAUAUCUAAAGCACGGACAGUGAAACUUAAUGAUAAAUUACACAUAUUUACCAAGGAUCGUGAAUGGCAGCUGGUUAUUCCUGCUCCUAAAUUCAUAACUGCAGUUACAAGUCAAGCAGAACAAAAUUUAUAUACGGCAUUAAGCCCAAUGCCUGGAUUAGUUGAUAAGAUCUUUGUCAGUAAGGGCGACGCGAUAAAGAAAGGCGAUUCGUUGCUUGUUAUUAUCGCUAUGAAAAUGGAACAUAUUAUAAAAGCGUCUACAGAUGGAAUUGUUGAAGAUAUACUGUGCUCUACAGGUGAUAAUGUUGUCAAAAAUAAGCUUCUUGUAAAAUUAACAGAUGCUAAAGUGUAAUAAAUGUAACAUGAAGAGACUGAUACUGUGACAGAUCAAUGUAGAUGUGAAUAUUUUACGGGUAUAAUGGUAUUAUCUUAAUAUAAAAUGGAUAUAAAAUAUUGUUACGUAUGUUUUAAGUGAUGUAUUAUAUAAAAAUAAAA